Molecule: messenger RNA, 684 nt
Organism: Solanum verrucosum
Lineage: Eukaryota; Viridiplantae; Streptophyta; Magnoliopsida; Solanales; Solanaceae
Product: transcription factor TCP9-like
Exons: 2
Coding region: 1-684 (227 amino acids)
Cellular component (GO): nucleus
Molecular function (GO): DNA-binding transcription factor activity; sequence-specific DNA binding
Source: RefSeq, a predicted model, not a curated record
AUGGUCAAUGUUGAUCAGAACAAACAAAAAGUUGACGGGAAGAAGGUUUUAGGUGCUGAUCCGUUACUUGGCGAUUCUCAUGAAUCCGUCAUUGCAGCGGACUUAUCUCAGGUGGUGAAAAAACGAGCAAAGUACAAGCACACGAAAGUGGAUGGACGUGGUACGAGAGUCCGUCUAUCACCGAUCUGUGCUGCUAGAAUCUUCCAAUUAAGGCAGGAAUUGGGACAUAAGUCUGAAGCUGAGACUCUAAAAUGGAUUCUGGAACAUGCUGAGCCAGCGAUCAUUGCUGCCACUGGAACUGGUACGAUUCCGACCAAUGCUAUACAAGUUAACGGAAUGUUUAAAAUACCAGCGACAAUUAACGAGGGAGAAAGCUUCUCAAAAUUUGCACCUGUUGCUCCUAUUGCCCCAAAAGGUGUUGUUCCUGUUUGGCCAGUGGGCAAUGGGUACUAUAUGCUGCCACCUGUUGUUGGGCCUCAUUUAUGGGCCAGCCCAUUGAUCAAUGUCAAUGCUGUUGGUGCUGGUGAGCUUAAAUUGAGCAGCUCAUGUGUGUCAAAAAGUGCUGGGAAUGGAAACAAGUUAGGUGAUGGUGUUUCAGUCAUGGCUCCGAGUUCGAGUUCGAAUUCGACUUCUCCUGGUGCCACAACUACAACUACAAGGAGGUUUUCAAAAGAAACUCUUUGA